Molecule: messenger RNA, 930 nt
Organism: Talaromyces rugulosus
Lineage: Eukaryota; Fungi; Ascomycota; Eurotiomycetes; Eurotiales; Trichocomaceae
Exons: 1
Coding region: 1-930 (309 amino acids)
Molecular function (GO): hydrolase activity
Source: RefSeq, a predicted model, not a curated record
AUGGCCCUGUUUGGGAAGCAAAACGUUGGUUCGCUUGACGCCCUGCUCAACCGCCCACGCUCGUCAAGCUGGCAGGAGUUUCUAAAACAGCCCUGUGUUUUUCUUGCACGCAAGUUUUAUACCUGGCAAUCAAGAAUACCCACUCAGCCAAUUACAACCCCCAUCUCUGUGGUUUGCGUCUCAGACACCCAUAACAGCCAGCCGGCUUUACCAGAUGGAGAUGUCCUAAUCCAUGCUGGAGAUCUGACUCAAUCAGGAUCUCUGACGGAGUUAAAAGUGACUGUGGACUGGUUACGCGCCCAGCCACAUCCGAAUAAGAUAGUGGUUGCUGGGAAUCAUGACCUGUGUCUUGACGCCAAUUACCACAGCGCAGCAUCUUCUACACAUACAUCCAAAGCUCAAGAUGAAUAUUUCGACUGGGGAGAUAUAAUAUACCUCCAGAACUCAGAAACAACCAUAACAUGUCAGAACGGGCGUUCGAUCCGUAUUUACGGUAGCCCAUACUCAGCCCGUCACGGUAACUGGGCCUUUCAGUAUCCUCGUUCUGAGAAUAUAUGGAAGGGUGAGAUACCUGAUGAUAUCGACAUACUGAUAACACAUGGCCCGCCACGCGCACAUCUUGACCUCAUGACGCUCGGAUGCGUGCAUUUAUUGCAGGAGGUGUGGCGUGUUCGUCCGCGCUUGCAUGUAUUUGGACAUGUCCAUGAAGGGGCGGGAACCGAAUGGCUGCAAUUCGAUGCACUGCAGGAUCUAUAUGAACGCACUGUAGUCUCAGGAGGUGGAGUUUGGAAUGUUUUACGCAUGAUAAAAGAACUUGUACCGGAAUUUUUCAAAUCUCCUACUGAAGCGAAAUGUCAACUUGUGAACCCAGCCAUUGUUGGCGGUCUCCGAGAUGAGAAACGGCGGCAGCCUAUAAGGGUCACCAUUUAG